Molecule: messenger RNA, 3003 nt
Organism: Sycon ciliatum
Lineage: Eukaryota; Metazoa; Porifera; Calcarea; Leucosolenida; Sycettidae
Product: zinc finger protein 420-like
Exons: 3
Coding region: 55-3003 (982 amino acids)
Biological process (GO): regulation of transcription by RNA polymerase II
Cellular component (GO): PcG protein complex; chromatin; transcription regulator complex
Molecular function (GO): RNA polymerase II cis-regulatory region sequence-specific DNA binding; DNA-binding transcription factor activity, RNA polymerase II-specific
Source: RefSeq, a predicted model, not a curated record
UGCAGUGCUGGAAGAAGAAUUACGGUUGUGAGAAUUGUUCGAAGUUGGUAAAUCAUGAACGACUGUGACUGGACUUCGGAGGAGAGUGACGACUCUGAUGCACUCUCACCACUGCAGCCAUUAGUGAUAUGGUCAAGCAGAAGGUCAACCGCGUGUCCUCCACCGCCAACUGCUCCAUCUUAUAAUACACCGUACUCAGCUCUUCACCACGUAUACCCCAAUAGUGGUAAUCAAGUAGCCACAUCAGAAUUCUCAACUUCCCAGUUUUCUCCUCAGAAUACCGCAUUCAACCCCUGGAAAUCACGAACAUCUUGCGCCGGUGUUCCUCAAGAUCAUGUACCCAAGGACAUGGUGACAGAUAACUUCAGGGACCCUCGACCAGAAAUCCAGAGGAACAAGGAUACAAAGACCAGUGAUGCUUCAACCAGAGCUGUCGAAAACCUAUGUUGGGAUUCCUUGACAUCAGCAAUGGACAAGGAUCAAAUUUCGCAAGGUAACAGUACCCCAACCGUUAACUGCUAUCCCGAAGCCGUUUCAGAUCAGUACACAGGCUACGAGGAAGUAGCGUUUCACAUUGAAUAUGGCAAGAACUACAGCAAAUCUGCUGGUAUGAACGUUCACGCAGUGCAUGUACAAAACGUCAGACAUUUUCCAGUAUCUUCUGCAGUGGCUAGCCUACACGCGGAUUCCGACCAUCACGAUCUUGAAAUAAACAACACUCAUCACACGUCUGAACCUUUUUCUGGGAAAGGUUGUCAACUUCAAUCUGACUUUCCCGAACCAGAAGAUACACUCUGCGGAGAAACCGGGAAGUCCCUUGAUCACCAGCGCGAUAGGCUUGAUCGCGAACAUUCACAUCUUGGAGAAAAGCAAUAUAGAUGUAAGCAUUGCGAUAAAUCUGUUUCUACUCCGUCUUGCCUAAGUUCUCAUCAAUGUACACAUCCAGAAGAGAAAUCGUUAAAGUGUAAAGAGUGUGACAAAAUGUUCACCACGCAACAAAAUCUUACCCGUCAUGCACGACUUCACUCAGUAGGCAAAGCGUUUCCGUGCAAGUACUGCGCAAAGCUAUUCGGUGACAAAUACGGCCUACAUGUUCAUGAACGUGUCCAUACCGGGGAGAAGCCGUUCAGGUGUGGUUACUGUGAUCAAAUGUUUCGCCGUAAUACCCAUCUUAGAGUUCAUGAACGUAGCCAUACUGGAGAGAGACCAUAUAAGUGUAAAUCGUGCGAUACGUCAUUCACGGCGAAAUCAAAUCUCACGGUGCAUCAGCGCAUCCAUACUGGAGAGAGACCAUACAAGUGUAAAUCAUGCGAAAAGUCAUUCACGAAGAAAUCAGAUCUCACCCGGCAUCGACGCAUCCAUACUGGUGAGAGACCAUACAAGUGUAAAUCGUGCGAGAAGUCAUUCACGACGAAAUCAUAUCUCACCCGGCAUCGACGCAUCCAUACUGGAGAGAAACCAUACAAGUGCAACUUGUGUAACAAGUCAUUCAAGACGAAAUCCACUCUCACCGUGCAUCAACACAUCCAUACUGGAGAGAAACCAUACCAGUAUCACUACACAGGCCACGCACACGUUGGGUAUGAGUCGGAAGAUGGCGAAUGCUCAGGCAAAUCUGCCGGCCUGGACGUUCACAAUAUCGAACAUGUUCCAGUGGAUCUUAGGAUGUCUAUCUUAUCGCACAACAAUCAGCAUGUGUCCGAGUCUAGUUCUGAGGCAGAUUUUCAACUUCAAGCUGACUUCCCUCAACCCGAACCUUCGCUUUACAAGGAAACUGGGCCAUCGCUUGAACGCCAGCAUGAUAUGCUUGAUGGCAGACAUUCACGUCCCGUAGAAAAGCCGUAUGAAUGUAAGUUUUGCGAUAAAUCAUUUUCUACUCAAUCCAGUCUAACAUCUCAUGAACGUACGCACCGAGAAGAGAAACCUUUCAAGUGUAAAGUGUGCGAUAAAGUCUUCGAUUGGCGAUCUCUUCUUGUCCGCCAUGUUCGAGUUCACUCAGGAGACAAACCCUUCACGUGCAAGUUCUGCGCUAAAUCAUUCAGUGAUAAAUCCAAUCACACUACUCAUGAACGGUACCAUACCGGGGAGAAGCGGUUUACCUGUGAUCACUGUGAUUUUCAAGGUUUUCACUCCCGUUCCCAACUUAGAAUUCAUGUACGCAUCCACACUGGGGAGGGACCAUACAAGUGUAAAGAAUGUAACAAAGCAUUCAGACAACCUUCACAUCUCACAGAUCAUCAACGCGUCCAUACAGGAGAGAAACCUUUCAAAUGUAACGUUUGUGAGGAGGCGUUCAGAACUGCAUCAAAUCUCGCAGGUCAUCAACGCAUCCAUACUGGAGAGAAACCGUUCAAGUGUAAAAAAUGGAAAAGUCUUUCUCUCGGAAAUCAUCCUUGGCUGGACAUUGCAGCAGACAAACUCAGGCACCCGAGACCAGAGUUCCAGAGAAACAAAGAUACACGGGCUAAUGAGCCUUCAACAGCAACUGACGAUAAUCCAUGCUCUAAUGCCAUGACAUCAGCAAUGGACAAUGGCCAAAGAUCGCAAGACAACAGUAACCAAACUGCUAACCAUCCCGUUUCUUUUUCAGAUCACUACACAGGCCGCGCACACGUUGGGUAUAAGUCGGAAGAUGGCGAUUACUCAGGCCAAUCUGCCGACCUGGACGUUCACAAAAUCGAACAUGUUCCAGUGGAUCUUAGGAUGUCUAGCUUAUCACACAACACUCAGCAUAUCUCAGAGUCUAGGUCUGAGGAAGAUAUUCAACUUCAAGCUGACUUUCCUCAGCCCGAAACUUCGCUUUGCAAGGAAACUGGGCCAUCGCUUGAUCGCCAGAAUGAUAUGCUUGAUCGCAGACAUUCACCUCCCGUAGAAAAGCCGCAUAAAUGUAAGUUUUGCGAAAAAUCAUUUUCUACUCGAUCCAGUCUAACAUCUCAUGAACGUACGCACCGAGAAGGGAAACCUUUCAAGUGUAGAGUGUGCGAUAAAAUCUUCGAUUGGUGA